Sander lucioperca (pikeperch) is the source of this 3706-nucleotide messenger RNA. RefSeq names its product kelch-like family member 14 (gene klhl14). The record is from RefSeq and is a predicted model, not a curated record. Gene Ontology annotation, molecular function: protein binding. The transcript has 9 exons. NCBI's taxonomy places the organism in Eukaryota, Metazoa, Chordata, Actinopteri, Perciformes, Percidae. The coding region runs from base 1707 to 3524 and encodes 605 amino acids.
AAAGGAGUCCUGUAUGUAAGUGUCUUUACUAUAAUUGAGCUCUUUAUUUAAUUGACAGUUGCUAGAAUGUUGUUUGUGCUCUUUUUUUAACCAUUAACCAUCCAGUAUCAACCCACUAAUGAUUAGGAUUACCUGAUUAUUCACAGGCAGGGUCAUAGGAAGGAUAUAGUCUUAAUUUAGAUGAUAAGAUUAGUUUUCUCCCCGAAGUUUUCAAAUGUCAGUGUAAGACAUCCAGACCUCAAGCCUCAGGCAGGAGUUGCAUAGAAAUGAAGGUAGUUUGUAUACUGUGGUAAAUGAAGAUAGAAUAGUAGUUUGACAGUAACUUCAUUUAUAAUACAGGACUGAAAGUACAUUGGGUGCUUUUAGCUUGUUGGUUGUUCUUGAGUGCUAUGAAUUACACAAUGCGAUCAAGUGGACAUUCACUUGACAACAAGGAGUCUCUUUGUCAUUGUGAGAUUCAUCUAUCAACUUGUUUUAAGGGAUAAAGGUCAGUCUUGUAAGUAAACGUGUGUAGACAUAUGGAAUCUAAAUAUCCAACAAGGACUGUCACAUACAACACACUACUGUGCACUGAUGGAUGUUGUAUUAGGUUUCAACCCUUUGUGUUUUCAGGCUUGCAGCUCGACCUCAGGUUGUAAAACAGUGAACUGAUCAGAUGUAUCAUAGCACAUGAAAACACUAUGUUAUGUUAGACUUGUUCUUUUAUAACUUUACAUACUUUGGGCAUGUGUUGUGUUUCAUGGUGUAUGUGUGGCCUGCUGCUCAUAGAAAUGAAAAAAGGCUAUUGUAUAUGCUUUAAUCCAACAUUAUAAACAAUGUUUGGACAUUAUAGUGCAUGUAGUAUUUUUGAUGCAGAUGCAAAAAAUUGAGUUUGUGUAGAGAACACCUUCUUUUAAAGGACUAGCAGGAGCAGAAUGAGACGAGGGGUUAUUUUGGCGAUGGAGAUUAAGGCAGGGGCUUUUUGUCAUUUGUGCGAGACAAGCCAUUCAUCCAUCCAGUUCACAGCCAAAAAAAGGCUGGUCCCAGAAAUUAGCAGUUUCAGCUCAGCAGCAAAGUCGUCGGGCUGUGAAGGCAGAGAGAAAUUGACUAAUUAGCAAUGCGCACUAAAACUUGACGGUUCUCUCUAUAACAGCGAGGGAAAGACUCGGUUUUUCUCCCCCUUUCUCUUUUCUUUCUUCCAUAGAUGUUUGAAAUCGCAGUCAUUUACGCUCGACAGUUUUUACAAUAGCCUUGAGCCAUAAUUUUGCGAGUCUCUCCAGCAUCCAUACCCCUGCAUGGUCUCUCUCCACCGGCCAUGCACGACCGUUUCUCUCCCCAACCGUGGAUUUCCUAUUACUCUCGUUACGACUCACUGAGCCCCAGGCCCAAGGAUAAUGAUGUGUUGUUUCUUGGUAGCAUAAUUUGUCACACGUAUAUUUCUUCUUCUUCUUCUCUUGCAGAAAGCACAGCUCCCUCUCACACACUCACACACUUCUUGUUAAUUCAGAAGAACAAAUGAUCAACGUCAACAAAUAACCUGAAAUAGUGACUUUAUGAGUUGGAAUCAAUGGUUAUUUUGAGACACCACCGACCAUAGACUUUAAAGGAAAGGACAUUUUCUUAAAAGGAGAACAAAGGAAAAAUUCAAGUGAGAAUAUUGGGAACCCGAAGCUUACUUUCUUUUUUGUCAAGAGCUGAAGUCAGGUGGCGUUCACAGUCAGGAAGUCAUGUCCAGAUCGGGUGAUAGAACAUCCACCUUUGACCCAACACACAGUGACACCCUGCUGCACGGGCUCAAUCUCUUAUGGAGAAAACAGCUUUUCUGUGAUGUGACUCUCACUGCCCAGGGACAGCAGUUCCACUGCCACAAAGCUGUGCUGGCAUCUUGCUCCCAGUAUUUCAGAUCCCUCUUCUCUUCCCACAAUGUUAUCAACAAUGAGGGCAGCAAAGGGGACCAGGGCAGUAGUGGGACCCCCUCAUCCUCACCUGAUGACAAGCUGGUGACCCCUAGCGCCAGGCCCAUCAAUAAUCUGGUACUCCAGGGCUGCUCCUCCAUUGGACUACGACUAGUGCUGGAGUACCUGUACACUGCCAAUGUGACUCUUUCCCUGGACACAGUGGAAGAGGUGCUCUCAGUAAGCAAGAUCCUCAACAUCCCCCAGAUUACCAAGCUCAGCGUGCAGUUCCUCAACGACCAGAUCUCUGUGCAGAACUACAAGCAGAUCUGCAAGAUUGCUGCACUCCAUGGACUGGAUGAGACCAAGAAGCUGGCCAACAAGUACCUGGUGGAGGAUGUGCUGCUGCUGAACUUUGAGGAGAUGUGUGCCAUGCUUGAUGCUCUGCCACCCCCAGUGGAGUCAGAGCUGGCUCUAUUUCAGAUGUCAGUCCUCUGGCUGGAGCAUGACCGCGAGACUCGCAUGCACUAUGCGCCGGACCUUAUGAAGAGGCUGCGCUUCGCCCUCAUUCCUGCUCCAGAGCUGGUGGAGAGGGUGCAGUCUGUUGACUUCAUGAGGAGUGACCCUGUGUGCCAGAAACUACUCCUGGAUGCCAUGAAUUACCACCUGAUGCCCUUCAGGCAGCACUGCAGGCAGACCACAGCCAGCAGAAUCCGUUCCAAUAAGAGAAUGCUGUUACUGGUGGGUGGUUUGCCUCCUGGACCUGAUCGCCUCCCGAGCAAUUUGGUCCAGUACUAUGACGAUGAGAAAAAGACAUGGAAGAUCCUCACAAUAAUGCCUUACAACAGCGCCCAUCACUGCGUGGUGGAGGUGGAGAACUUCCUGCUGCUGCUGGGCGGAGAGGACCAGUGGAACCCCAAUGGAAAGCACAGCACUCAUUUUGUCAGCCGCUAUGAUCCCAGAUUCAACAGUUGGAUACAGUUGCCUCCUAUGCAGGAGAGGAGAGCCAGUUUCUUUGCCUGCCGCCUGGAUAAGCACCUGUACGUGAUUGGGGGUAGGAACGAGAGUGGCUACCUCUCCAGCGUGGAGUCCUACAACCUGGAGACUAACGAGUGGAACUACGUUUCGUCUCUGCCGCAGCCUCUGGCUGCCCAUGCAGGAGCUGUGCACAACGGCAAGAUCUACAUAUCAGGAGGGGUGCACAAUGGGGAGUAUGUGUCCUGGCUCUACUGUUAUGACCCUGUAAUGGAUGUGUGGGCGAGGAAACAGGAUAUGAACACAAAGCGUGCCAUUCAUGCCCUGGCUGGAAUGAACGACCGCCUAUAUGCUAUUGGUGGAAACCAUUUAAAAGGUUUCUCCCAUCUAGACGUAAUGUUGGUGGAGUGUUACGACCCGAAAGCUGACCAGUGGAACAUCCUGCAGACACCCAUCCUGGAGGGCCGCAGCGGCCCGGGCUGUGCUGUGUUGGAUGACAGCAUCUUCCUCGUGGGCGGCUACAGCUGGAGCAUGGGGGCCUAUAAGUCUUCUACCAUCUGCUACAGCCCAGAGAAAGGAACAUGGACAGAGUUGGAGGGAGAGGUGGCAGAGCCCUUAGCUGGCCCAGCCUGUUCCACUGUCAUACUGCCUGCCUGCCUUCCCUUUAACAAAUGACAACUAAUCCAACCGAAGGGCGGUAAGGGUGUGGAGCAGGAGCGUGAAUGGAGGGAGGACCAUCAAUAAGCAAAACAGUUGUUCAACAAUUUUCUGACAAACCCUCCGGUCAGAUGACUGGGGUGUGUAUAAAUUAUUUUUUUACAGGUUUGACCAGAGCACUUUCGUUAUUCCCUACUGAA